AUGGCGACCCCCAGCAACGCCGGAACUGAUUCGGUGGUCCCCUUCAACGUUGAUGAGGCCAGAGUCAGGCUGGCUCGUGUUCCCGCCCCGGAGUUGGCUUCGGUGCUACGGCUCUUCCACCAAGUCACAACCCCCGCCGGGACCAAAAAACUUGAGUUGAUCGUCCUGGCGGUGGAGGCAGAGACUCGCGAACACUAUGCGAGAUUUUCCGCAGAAGCACUUCUAGCAUACCUACGUAGCCGUGGCCAGUCCAUCGACGCCGCGUCCGCUCAUGGGGAUCUCGUGACUGCGGUCGUGAGGCUGGAAUGCCAAGGUGAAAUGAUGCGGCGUUUUGGAGCCAUGGUCGUACCGGGCCUCGUGGACGAGCUGGUGUUGAGGCGCGUGUCCACCCGUGGUGCAGGCAGGACCAAGUGGGAGAAGGUCAACACUCUGAUCCAGUUCGACUGCCAGCAGCAGGGAAAUCCCCCCCUUCGGCCGCGUGCGUCGCAACCUCGACCCGUGGCGAUACCAACUAUGCCAGCGGCCUUGGCCUCAUUUCCAGCUCCCGCGCAAUUGGCGCCUGCGGCCAAUGUCAGCGGGGGCCCUGGUCACAACACUGUCACACCUCGCUUGUCUUCCGUCCUGCAACCACUCAGUCGGUUGGCGAUCGACGACCCGGCCGACCAGCUUUCCCCCAGAGGUCGUCCAUGGCCAACAGUGCGCCCGGCACCGCCGCAAGCUUCCCGACCAGCCCCAGUUCCAACUGCGCCUAAGCCUCUGUCACUUAAUAUGCCCAUGGCCCGAUUUCCGCCGCUUGCGCCUCCAGUCAUACCCGCAUCUUAUCAACCGGUGCAUCGAGCUCCGCAACCCCCUGGGACCUUCCCAUCCGCAUGGCCGCGCUCACCACCUUUGCAGCAGGCUCAAAUACUUCCUGAUGAACCUGCAGCCACACCAGCAACACCUCGACCAGCAGAGGACCCUUCGAAAGUCGCCUUGGUUGCCUUCCCAUCCCCACAGCCGCGCUCACCACUCUUGCAACAGGCCCAACUCCUCCCCCUUGAACCUGCGGCCGCACCGGCAGAGGACCCUUCGACACUCGCUUUGGCGACCCUGUCGCCGUUGCCGAUUACAGAACACACGCCUAGAGCAGAUCAGCUCGUCGCCGAUCUGUCUCUGUCGCCCGGUGGACUUGAUAUAUGCGAGCAAGCCAAGCAUGCGCUCCUACGCGGUGAGUGGAAGGCUUUUGCACCAGCCCACUUCUAUUCACUGGAAGAGAGCUUUAUGGACACCAUACGUGAGAAGCGAGAGCAGCACCAGGAUUCCACCUCGGCACUCUAUAGCCUCGCACUUUUGCACGAUGUCAUGGACUCUCUGGGCUUGCAAUUUGUGGAAUACAAUGAAUCGCACGUUGCCCCUACCUCCCCUCCCUUGGACCCUCCCGCGGUCGACAGACAGGCUAACGGCAUGUCGUUCGUCUCCAAUUACGUCUCAAACUUGUUUGGCGCGAGGAAGGCCCUCGAGCCGAAGAGUGUCGAGCAGGACCAGCAUCUACCCGCCUUGAUCGAGUAUCCUGAGUAUGUCGACGAAGAGCAAUCGCCCGAACCACCCGGCCAGCAAGAUCAGGCAGAGGGGUUUGAGGAAGUGACAGACGAUGGUAACGGUGAUGCACAGUUGCAGAUCACAGAGGCUCCCGCGGUCGUCGACACCGAUGAAGCUCUGGGUGAAGAGCAGAAGAGUGAGCCGCAGGCCAAGGACAAACAGCCCGCCGCCGACGAGUACUGGACCCCGGAGGACAUUGAGCAAAUGUAUCAGGUUCUCGAUCUCCUCUGUUCGCCCAGCGCCAAGUCCCACUUCAUCACAGCCAGGAAACAGGCCCCGAAUGACCCACUACUCAUCGAGGUACGCCGAGUUUGCCGCGGGCAAGCACGGCCUAAGCGCGAAGAUCUUUCUCUCCAGGACAAUGAGCUCCCACCAACGGAUAUGGACAUAGGCUACCCCAAAGAAUGGGGUGUCACCAAAACAAUCCCCACCCAACUUUGGAAUAAAUGGAAGAAACAGUAUCACAACUGA
Molecule: messenger RNA, 2049 nt
Organism: Exophiala bonariae
Lineage: Eukaryota; Fungi; Ascomycota; Eurotiomycetes; Chaetothyriales; Herpotrichiellaceae
Exons: 3
Coding region: 1-2049 (682 amino acids)
Source: RefSeq, a predicted model, not a curated record